AUGGACAGCCCAACUGCCUCCUCUCAGGCCUCCCUCUCUGCCAGACCUCUGGCGCUGGCUUUCGGCAGUUGCUCCUUCCCUUACACUUUUAGACCCAGAGGUUGUAACUGUAACCCCAAGGUCACCCCUCAUCCAUCUAACUCACACUUUCUGUUCCUCUUCUCUCUCUGUUUCUCUGUUUUGUUUUCUUUCGUUUUGUCCUCUUUCACUCAGACACAUAGGAGGUCCAGGCAGCAUGAGCAGCUGGCUGUUCAGAGACACGUGGAUUUGCUCCCUGGUUAUUCAAAGCUGAUUCAAAGCCAAUUAAAGCUGCUGCUUCGGCUGGGGUCCCAACCUCUAGUGGGAAAAACAUUCUUCUUUUCCUGCUGGUGUCACCCACUGUUCCACAGAUCCAAGACAACACCCAAUGUUUGGUACAAAUUUAGUGAAACAGCUCUUUCUAUUCUUUUUUUGCCUCUUUCCAUUCUUAACUCAUGCCAAGCAUCUCAGCUUGGGGUCAGGAAAAUGCCAUGGGACUUGAGCUCUUCCCCUAGAGUUAGAGAAUUCUCUGCCUUAGUUGCAAUAAAGGAAAAGAUACACAUUUUUCCCACAAGCACCAAAGUAGGCUCAAAAUUUGGUUCCUAGAGUAGAGUAUUGAAGUUCCUGGCAAAGAUCUUGCCAGUGAUCAAAGCAGUGGCUCGUAUGUUCCCUCGGACUGAAGCUACAGUCUCGUCUUCACUUCCUGUUCCUUCCCUUCGUCCUCCGCGUAGGCACACCUGCUUCUUACAGUUGUGGAUCAUAGCACCUCCUCUCCAGCCUCAGGACCUUUGUAAGUGCUACGCCUGCUUCUUUGACUGCUGUUCACCGGGGAUCUUCAGGGCACAGUCCUUACCUCCUGCAAGUCUUGACUUAAAUGUCACUUUCUCAGGGAGGCCCACAUUCAUCACCAUUUCACACCCACCUCCCACGUGACUUUAUUUUACCUCUUCUCUCUUCCCCUCUUCUUUUAGAGUACUUAGGAUCUUAUAUGGUACAUUUUGGGAUUUGGGGUUCUUCUGUAUCCACCACUGCCAUGAUCAAUUAGAAUGUUGGAAAUCAAGGAAACUUGAUUUUUUGGCCUGUGAUGAAAACUAUGGGGUCUAACAGUGUCUGAUAAAGUGGCAGACCUUCAAUUAUUAUUUGCUAAGUAAAUGCAUGAAACUGUGUAGACAACUAGCUCUAGAAGCUCAAAUGUGUGAUAGCAUGUUUUAUAAUACUGGAAGAGGCCAGGAAUGGUGGCUCAGGCCUGUAAUCUCAGCACUUUG
Molecule: messenger RNA, 1283 nt
Organism: Cercocebus atys (sooty mangabey)
Lineage: Eukaryota; Metazoa; Chordata; Mammalia; Primates; Cercopithecidae
Exons: 3
Coding region: 1-624 (207 amino acids)
Source: RefSeq, a predicted model, not a curated record